CGCCCAAAACCUAUAAUCACCAACGUUCCCAAGAAAGUAUGAAAGAACCAAGGAUUUUUUCUAGAGAGCGGCCAACUCCCUGGACUCGUGCCCCAUUCCCACCCCGAGGACGGAUGGACGGUUCUCUUGGUUCACCAAUGGCUCCUGUUUUGAAUGCAGGCAACACAAUGGGGGUAAACCCUGAUCCUUUUCUUUUGGCCAGUGUUCUUGGUGGAAAUAUGACUCGAUUCCCAGCUGGCCCCCUCGCCAGAAAUCCAGCUCCUUUCCCAAAGCCAUCUGGCCCAUUGGCCUCAUGUCCGCCUUCCUUCCCAGCUGGUGCCCGUGACUCAAAUGUGGUUCCUUUUCCAAGAGGGAUGAAUCCUCCAAGCACAAGCUCAGUUCCUUUCCCAAGGUCAGGUGGCCCACUUGGCUCAGGUCUAAACCCUCGAGCAGGUAUUGCCACAGGUGCCGGUCCUAUGUCUAACCCUAGGCCAGGUGGGCUCCCGGGCACAGGUCCUAUGCCUAAUCCUAGGCCAGGUGGGCUCCCAGGCACAGGUCCUAUGUCUAACCCAAGGGCAAGUGGCCUUAUGGGUGCUGGUCUUGAUCCCAGAGCAGGUGGUCUGGGUUCAGGUCCUGGUCCUGACCUGAGACCAGGAGGUUCGCUAGGCACAGGUCUCGGCCCAAACCUAAGGACAGGUGGCCUUAUGGGCACGGGCUCUGGUCCUGACCCCAGAGGAAGUGGGUUCUUGGGUACUACUGGCCCAGGUCCUAAUUCUAGAAUAGGUGGCCUAGGACCGGGCGGCCUGGGCGCUGGUGGCCUGGGACCAGGCGGCCUAGGCACUGGCGGCCUGGGGUCAGGUGGUGUUGGCGCCAAUAGCCUGGGUGCAGGCAAUGUUGGUGCAGGCGGCCUAGGCACAGGUGGCCUGGGUGCAGGCAACAUGGGAGCGGGCGGCCUGAAUACAGGCCCGGGCCCAGGCCCAGGCCUCAACCUAAGAACCAGUGGUCUCUCAAACACAGGGCAUGUCCCUGACCCCAGGGCAAGUGGAUUUCUGGGCACAGGGCUUGGUCCUAACUCUAGAGUUAGUGGCCUAGGCACAGGCCCUGGUCCUGGUCCUGGUCCUAACCCAAGAGCAGGUGCCCCGGGACCAGGCCCUGGUCUUAACCCAAGAGUAGGUCUGGGAACAGGCCAGGGUCCUAAUCUGGAUCCCAGAGCAGGUGGUGUCUUGGGUUCAGGAGCUGGUCCCAAUUUGAGAGCUGCUGGUCUCAUAGGCUCAGGAUCUGGUCUUGAUUUGAGAGCCUCUGGAUCUCUAGGUAUGGAUCUUGCUCCCAUUUUAAGGGCAGCUGGCCUCCUUGGAGCAAAUUCAGCCCCUUUCUCACAGUCAUCUGGAAAUAUGGGUCCAAAUCCAUCUUCCAUGACAAGAGCAACAGGUCCUAUGGGUCCAAACUCUGGUCCUGGUUCUAGGAUAGUUGGCCUUGCAGGUCCAAACUCUUCUCCUAUGCCAAGGGCUAGUGGCCCAUUAGGUCCUAAUUCAACUUCUUUCUCGAGGCCAACUGGUCCCUUAGGUGUAAACUCAACUCCCUUUCCAAGGGGGACAAAUCCUGCAGGCUUGAACCCAGCUACAUUUUCCCAGUCGACCAGCUCAAACCCACCUACUUUUCCACGUUCCACUGGUCUUCAGGCACACAGUACAGCAAUUUUCCCAAGGUCAUCUGGUCCCUUGGGCCCAAACCCACCUAAUUUCCCAAGAUCAGCUGGACUGCAAGGCCCAAGUCCAGCUUCUUUCCCAAGAUCCACUGGCCCACUCGGUCCUAGUCAAGUCCCUUUCCCCAGGUCUGCUGCUGGUUCACUAGGUCCCACAUCAGCAAGUGCUCCAGGUAUAAACCAAGCUCCUUUUCCAAGGCCAUCUGGUCCCAUGGGUAUAAACCCAUCUUUUCCUAGGGUCAAUGGCCCUAUAAUGAAGACUGUGGUACCAUUUCCUAGGAGUGGAAGCCUUUCUGGCCCCGGUCCAACUUUUCCUAGACCAGGAGGCCCGUUGGCUGCAAUGUACUCGAAUGGAAUGCUGCCACCCUAGAGACCACCCCCUCCCGCCUAGGCUACAUUGGCUGCAAGGUACCACGGCUUUGGGCAAGAUGGAAACGGCUGUGUUCUGAAGGCCACAGUAAGGCUUGACUUGAUGGCCAUUUCUUUCCACGGCUUAUUUCUCCAGUGAAGAUGGAGUCUUCGAUUUGCUUGUGAGACAAGGACUCUGGCAGGCAAGCUCAACCCUAAGGAUGGGGAGAAAGACUCCCAGUGUCCUGUAGCCUGUGGUGCUUUCUCACUGCUUUGUGCCGACUUCUCUCUUUCUUACUCAUUUCUUGGAUUGUUCUCCUGGACUUUUCCUCAGGGAUGCAAAGGCCUGCCAGUCCCAGCUCAUUCUGUACUACCAUCUUCCUUACCAGAGAAAACCCGGGUAGCUGCUUUUGUUAAUUGUGUUCCAGUUUUCAAACAUUACUCAGUAACUUUGUAUAGAGCAGCUCUGACUGGAUAGUCCUUUUCAGUUCUAAGUAAAGCUUAUUUCUUUAUGCCACAAACUGGACAUUGGCCACCUCUGGAAUUCACAGGAGGCCAAAGUUGUGAAGCAGCUUCUCGCCUGCCCUUCUUGCUACUGUUACUCCCAAUCAAAGAACCUCAAGAUUUUGAAUUUGAUGUUGGCUCUGGGACCUAGGGGGUGGGGGGGAUGGGAGGUAAAAGGGAGGGGGAGGGGAAUAAUCACUGCUUUUCAGCCUGGUAUGAAGGCAUCGUUGGUGUUUCAUUCUACAAUAUAUCAUUUCUUACUGUUUCUUUAAUAAAUGGGAUGGGAGGUUGCUGAUUUUGAGCCCAUUUUGUUACCUGGCCCAGGAGUAAGGAACCUCACCCAUGAGUUUUAAUUGUUUUAGCUGAAGUUGGCUGUGAGCCGACAUUCUCUUCUGUGUAGCUUGUCUAGCUGCUUUUGCUGUAGGAAUAAGAAAGCUCACAUUUGUGUUCACAGCUGGAGCUUUCUUACUCAUCUGCCUGAUAAUUCAUCAAGGAUUUUGACCCAAAUUACAAUCUGAUUUAGCUCCCACUUGUAUAUAACAUCUUUAAUAUUGUUCCUGGGCUAAAUGCACAAUCACCUUUCACGGUUUUGUCAGUUAAAUGGACUGAGUUUAUGUUGGAAAUUAUCUGGGAAAGUGGUUGGAUGGCAAAUAAACCAGAGAGAUGGAAGUUAAAUUUCAGUUCUUGUUCACUUAAAGACUCCAAACCAGUAUCAAGCACAGUGAACCCUUUAUCUUUGGGAAACUGCUUUGCCAAGAGAUCAGUGUCAUGCUGUGGGAUGUAUUGAAUGGUAUAUUACCUGGCAUACCAGUAUCUUUUAGCCCCAUUUCAAGUUCCAGAUUUGGGACUUACUGAGACACACCUAAGUUUUUUUACACCGAUUAAAAACAAGGGGGAUUGAGGACCUCUAAGAAAUAAGAAGACUGCUAUUCUCGUGUGCAAAUUUUUAUUUUGACAAAUACAUCAUAGUAUAAAAACUUUGACCUUUUUGAAAAGUGAAAAAAAUGUAGGUAAAAAAUAAAUACAUUUACAAAUCAUUGUAGAAAUAAGUAAUUACAAAAGAUCAGAAAAACCCUCAUUAAAAUGGGAUUUAAGAGAAAAACCAAAUUUUUCAUUAAUAUAAAUUCUCUUCCCUUGCAUGAAAUAGGGAUAAAGCAGAAGAUGUUUGGUUUUGCGUUUUACAGAAAAUAUAAAAAAUAACUUAUAAAAACCAGUCGAGGUUGAAAGUUGUGAGCCCACUUAUCUGCCUCUGCUCCUUUUCUAUCUGGGAGUCUGGCAACAGUAGCAGGAUUGGAGGAACUUUGAUGGUAGGACAGCUAGGAAAAACCUAUUCUUUCCUUAACCAUUUUUAGGUAAAAUUGAGAAAAGUAAGCCCUUAGUUUUAAAUCUGCACCUUGCAUUGGCUGGCUGGAUUUCCUCCAGUAUUUAGAUCAAAAGAUCACUCUUUAAUAAGCAAAACUUUGGAAUGAACUAGAGCUGGUACCUCUGGCCUCUUCCUCAUCCAUGAUGGUCUGCCUUCCCGGAGGAGUAGAGAGCUGCUGUGAUGCUGCAACUGCUGGCAGCACCUCCAAGACACAAAACUUGUUUGAAAAGAAAAGCACCAUAAGUUGACCCAGUGGCCAUUUGGAGCACACUUCCUUCUCUUGCAGGAAACAACAGGUGUCCUAGAGGGUUUUUUUUUUUUGUUUGUUUGUUUGUUUGUUUUUUCCUAAUUUGCCUUUUGAGUAUUAGGGACUGAUUCAAUAGUGAAGAAUAAAGUCAGGAAUAUUAUUGUGGUCUUGCUACACAAGAGAUGCUCAAAGUCCCAAAGAUAAGUUAAACUAAUUCAUGUUAACCCAAGAAUUGAGAAUAUACAAUUAAUGGUUUUUCAGCCAAUGAGAUGUAGAAAGAAGUGAGACAAAAAAAAAAAAAAAAAAAGACCUUGGGAACUGGAAACGCCCCAUUUCCUGGUUCUGUGUUGCCUAGAAAUAAGCAAAGCAAAUAUAAAGCUGAAAAUUUUGAAACUUAGCUGUGAGAAAACUGAAAAAUGCCUAGGGGAUAGGAUGGAGAAACCCACUAUUUGGGGUAUAAGUGACAACUAAGACAAGAAUUGCAUCUGUAAACUAGUUGAUUAUGUAGAAUCCAAGACAGCAGGUUGUAGUGGAGGGCAGGAGGCUGGGCUUCAUAUAAUGAGCAACAGCUUGUUGGAGUCAACCUGAAAUUCAAAUCUAAAUCAGCUUCAUAAAUAUCUACUUGCCCUCAGUCACCCCAAACAGUUAUCUACCUGUCUUGGGCAGACUUUUCUGCCACUUGAAACACUGACAACAGUGCUAUGGAGGAAAGAGAAGUGGUUCACUUAGAAACCCCAUGGAUUUAGACGACUUCAUAAUUUCCUAAGCUUUAAAUGAUUUUGUUAUAAUUUCUUGAGUUGUACAUGGGAAGCCUUAAUCUGGAACUCCAAUUUAAGAAUUCCAUCCAUGACUAAAAUUUACUGUGGCCUGUAGUAUACUAAAAGAACAUAGAUGACUGACAUGUGUGCCCUCUUCCUGGUAUAAAUUCACCUUCAACUGCUACUGAAAGUUUCUAAUCCCUGCCGAUUUGGUCACUUUCUGGGUGUUCAGGAAUACUUGAGGAUCUUCAAACUAAAUCCCCAUUCUCAGACCCUGUUCCCUGAUGCCCAAGAGGCCAGUCCACUUCCUGGGGACAAUCGUAGGGAUCUAGCGAUUGGAAGUGUGGGCAGAGCUGG
Molecule: messenger RNA, 5258 nt
Organism: Sarcophilus harrisii (Tasmanian devil)
Lineage: Eukaryota; Metazoa; Chordata; Mammalia; Dasyuromorphia; Dasyuridae
Gene: DERPC
Product: DERPC proline and glycine rich nuclear protein
Exons: 1
Coding region: 39-2051 (670 amino acids)
Source: RefSeq, a predicted model, not a curated record